Eucalyptus grandis is the source of this 2858-nucleotide messenger RNA. RefSeq names its product probable inactive receptor kinase At5g67200. Bases 632 to 2635 code for a protein of 667 amino acids. The transcript has 3 exons. The record is from RefSeq and is a predicted model, not a curated record. Lineage: Eukaryota; Viridiplantae; Streptophyta; Magnoliopsida; Myrtales; Myrtaceae. Gene Ontology annotation, biological process: protein phosphorylation. Gene Ontology annotation, molecular function: protein kinase activity; protein binding; ATP binding.
GGACAUGGGCAAAACCCAACCAAAAGCCUCGUCUCUCCCCUUAAUCCAACGAAUUUUCUUCCUCGAUCGCCCGAAGUUCGUUAGUCGGUGCUAUCGCGCGAGAUUGUCAAAAAGCUUCACUUUUUCAGGUUUGUUUGCCCCCCCAUCUCUCGAAGUGGCCGGCGGCUACUGUGAGCUCACAUGUCACCGCAAAGAGGGGAGGAGAAAUUUGAAAAGUCUCGCUAGGGAGGAGGGAGAGAAGGUGGGGCUAUCGUAGGUCACGGCCCGAACGACGAGGGGGGGUCCAUAAAGCAGACAACCCUCUGAUGCAGGGAGAGAAAAAAGCCAGUUGUACCAGCAAUUCAUCUUUUUACACAUCAGAUUCUUUCGCAAAAACAUUUUCUCCCACCUUCACGUGAUUCUGAGGCUCGCCCGCCCGGUUCGCAAAAACAUUUCCUUCCUUCUUCACCACUCUCUCUCUCUCUCUCUAGUCUCCAAUCUACAUGCCCUUGUCACGUUCCUCCUGCCCCUCCCUCCUUCCAUGCCCAUACCUGCAAAAGCCUCAGGACACUACUAACAGAGAAGACGACAAGUCGGGUGAAAGUGAAACAGAAGCGCUCUCUCAGUCUCAGGUCCCUUCCCAUCAGCGACAAUGCUGAAGAGAAGAACCCCAUCACAUUGCUCCGCACUGUCGUUUCUUGCGCUGCUCUGCCCUGUGCUUGCGCUCGCCGCUCCUGGGUCGCCCCCGUCGUCGAGCCUCCCGUUGCCGCCUGACGCGUCGGCCCUCCUGGCGUUCAAGUCCAAGGCAGAUUUGAACGACGUCCUUCGCUUCUCUCCCAACACGAGCUUCCUCUUUUGCGAGUGGCAGGGCGUCCUGUGCGCCCAAGGCAGAGCCGUCCGUCUCGUCCUCGAAGGGCUCGACCUCGGCGGCGAGCUCGCUCCCAACUCGCUGACUCGCCUCGACCAGCUCCGAGUCCUGAGCCUGCAGAACGACUCCCUCGCCGGCCCGAUCCCCGACCUUUCCGGCCUCGUCAACCUCAAAACCCUCUUCCUCGGCUACAACGCCUUCACCGGCUCUUUACCUCCGUCGAUCUUCUCGCUCCACCGGGUCAGGACCCUCGACCUGUCGCACAACGGCUUCACCGGUCCGUUGCCUUCCUGGCUGGCCGAGCUCGACCGGCUGUACUACCUCCGGCUCGACGACAACCGGUUCAACGGGAGCAUCCCUCCGCUCAACCAGUCCUCCCUGCAGACGUUCAACGUCUCCGGCAACAACCUCACCGGCGCCAUACCCGUCACGCCGGUCCUAGCUCGCUUCAAGAUCUCGUCCUACUCGUGGAACCCGGGCCUCUGCGGGCAGAUCAUAAACAAGGAAUGCAACCCCGGGCCGCCGUUCUUCGGAGCGUCGUCCACGGGGGCGAGCGGGGCGCCGCCUGCUCCGGCGGCGGCGCUGGGGCAGAGCGCGGAAGUGCACGGCGUCAACCAGACCCAGCAGGGUCAGAAGAAGCACAAGAGGACCGCGGUCAUCCUCGGGUUCUCGUCGGGGGUGGCGGUGCUCGUGUGCUCGCUCAUGUGCUUCGCCGUGGCCGUUAAGAAACAGAGGGAACAAUCCCGGCUAGCGGCGAGCCCAAUGAUGGCAUCGGACGACGCCGCGGCUGCCGAGGCCGCGGCCGUAAUGCAGAUAGAGCAGAACGAACUGGAGGAGAAGGUGAAGAGGGUGCAAGGGAUGCAGGUGACGGCGAAGAGCGGGAGCCUGGUGUUCUGCGCGGGGGAGGCGCAGCUGUACUCGCUGGAGCAGCUGAUGCGGGCGUCGGCGGAGCUGCUGGGGCGGGGGACGAUGGGGACGACGUACAAGGCGGUGCUGGACAGCCGCCUGAUCGUGACCGUGAAGCGGAUGGACGCGGGGAAGAUGGCGGGGACGAGCAGGGAGGCGUUCGAGCGGCACAUGGAGUCGGUGGGCGGGCUGCGCCACCCCAACCUCGUCCCCCUCCGCUCCUUCUUCCAGGCCAGGGAGGAGCGGCUCCUCAUCUACGACUACCAGCCCAACGGCAGCCUCUUCUCCUUGAUUCACGGAUCCAAAUCGGCGAGGGCCAAGCCCCUGCACUGGACGUCGUGCCUCAAGAUCGCUGAGGACGUCGCGCAGGGCCUCUCCUACAUCCACCAGGCGUGGCGGCUCGUCCACGGCAACCUCAAGUCCUCCAACGUCCUUCUCGGCCCCGACUUCGAGGCCUGCAUCGUCGACUACUGCCUCUCGGUGCUGAUUGCCCCCGCGACGCCCCCGGAUGCUGACGACCCCGACCUGGCUGCCUACGUGGCACCUGAGUCCAGGGACCCCAGUCACCAGCCAACCAACAAGUCGGACGUGUACGCCUAUGGCACCCUGCUGCUGGAGCUUCUCACGAGCAGGCCCCCCUCCCAGCACCCGUGGCUGAUGCCCGGCGAUGCGAUGGGCUGGGUGAGGUCGACGAGGGAGGAUGACGGCGGGGGCGGGGGCGAUGACCGGCUGGUGAUGCUGUUGGAGAUCGCCAUGGCCUGCCGGGCGAGGUCGCCGGAGCAGAGGCCGACAAUGUGGCAGGUGCUGAAGAUGCUGCAGGAGAUUAAAGAUGCCGUGGUGGACGACAGCGAACUGGACCCUGCUCAAGGAACUGUGUGCUAGCUUAGUUAUUGCGCGUCCUUGUGUGCACUGCAUCACCGUUUUUAUUGAAUAGGAGGAGGGAGGAGGAGGAUAGUAGAUAGAAAAUUAUUAGAAAAACAACCUCAUAUGUAACUUGUUCAUAGCCAGUUUUCAUUGAAUGCCUUCGACAUCCUUCGGCGGAGACACGGUUUUAAAUAGGGCAAUGACAUGACGACCGUAUGAAUUUUUGUCCGUUCUACACUCA